This is a messenger RNA of Cornus florida, 1171 nucleotides long. Its product is annotated as tubulin-folding cofactor B. Gene Ontology annotation, cellular component: cytoplasm; microtubule plus-end; nucleus. The coding region runs from base 54 to 782 and encodes 242 amino acids. The record is from RefSeq and is a predicted model, not a curated record. Lineage: Eukaryota; Viridiplantae; Streptophyta; Magnoliopsida; Cornales; Cornaceae. Gene Ontology annotation, molecular function: microtubule plus-end binding; alpha-tubulin binding. Gene Ontology annotation, biological process: post-chaperonin tubulin folding pathway; tubulin complex assembly; cytoplasmic microtubule organization. The transcript is spliced from 8 exons.
UAUAUUGAUAGAAAAAGACGCAAAAACUAAAGCAGGGUCGGAUUCGGAAGGCCAUGGCGUCUCUGUUACAGAUUCAGAGUGACGAUUCAGUUCUCUUGCGUAUAACUCACUCUAAUAUCAAGUCCUUUUCUCCUGAUGUUCGUUUCUCACUUCAGAUGUCUGUGGAAGCCGUAAAGGAGAAGCUGUGGAAAAAAUGUGGUACUUCUGUUAAUUCAAUGUCUGUUGAACUCUAUGAUGACACUGGUGCUAAAAUCUCGGAUCUAACUGAUAAUUUGCAGCCCUUGGGUUUUUAUUCUCCACUAGAUGGCUAUCGGCUGCAUGUCAUAGAUCUCGACCCAUCAUCAGUGACCUCUGGUGGCUGGCUGGAAGACACUUCACUAGUGGAGAAGUACCAAAUAUCUGAAGAAGCCUAUGAUAAAUUGGAUGGUACUUUUAGAAAAUUUAAAGAAAAAUUGGCACACCAAAAUCCUUCAGCUCAUGAGACUAAAAUAUCAGACAACUACAUGGAAGACCUUUGUUCAAAAAUCAAGGUAGGAGAUAGAUGUCAAGUUGAACCAGGGGAGAAAAGAGGUGUCAUUAAAUUUGUGGGCAGAGCAGAAACUCUUGCACCUGGCUUCUGGGUUGGAGUACAGUAUGAUGAACCUUUGGGGAAACAUGAUGGCAUGGUGAAAGGAACACGUUACUUUGAUUGUCCUCCACUUCAUGGUGCACUGGUCAGACCAGACAAAGUAAAGGUUGGUGACUACCCUGAACGAGAUCCCUUUGAGGAAGAGGAAAUAUAAGAAGUCGUGAAGAAACUGUUGCAGUUGCUGUUUUGAACAUGAAUAUUGCCACUGUUUGUAGCAUCUUCAAACAGUGACCCUUUUUUCAUCACAAGCAAUGAUAUUUGGGCUGAGUCAGCUUUGCCAUUGUGUGGCUGGAACCUCACAUUUCCAAUUGUGAGGAUGACGCAAGUAGUUUUUUUUACAAAACGUAGGAGUCCUUGAGGUGUUUGAAGCGUGGGAGAAAUUAUACAACUAUUUGCUAAAGCGUGUAACCAGUAUUUGAUAAUAUUUGCUACACGCUUCCUUGUAGAAGAACAAAGAUUGUGAUUGAGGGUUUAAUGGAUGCCAAAAGAUUUGAUGAUAUAACCAACCAUUAUGCUGUAAAUUAGAUUGCUAUUUUUGCAUUA